CCGAGGCGUGGAUGGCGGCGCCGGGGCCCUGCGCCGACGGGCCCUGCUGCUCCCGCCCCGGCGCGGUGCCCGGCGUGCAGCAGACGCUGGACGAGAUGGACUUCGAGAGGGGAAUCUGGUCAGCAGCCCUGCAUGGAGACCUGGGUCGUGUGAAAUAUUUAGUCCAGAAGGCAAUGGACCCGAGUCAGCCUGACUCGGCUGGCUACACGGCGCUGCACUACGCCAGCCGCAACGGGCACUAUGAUGUAUGCCAGUUCCUGCUGGAAAAUGGAGCCAAGUGUGAUGCCCAGACCCACGGAGGUGCCACUGCUCUGCACCGGGCCAGCUACUGCGGGCACACUGAAAUAGCACGGCUUCUGCUUUCCCAUGGGUGCAACCCCAGGUUGGUAGAUGAUGAUGGCAUGACCAGUCUACAUAAGGCUGCUGAGAAGGGUCACAUGGACGUUUGCUCCCUCCUGUUGCAGCACAGCCCAGCCCUGAAGUCUGUCCGGGAUCGAAAGGCACGGCUAGCAUGUGACCUGCUGCCCUGCAACAGCGACCUGCGGGACCUGCUGGCCAGCUGAGUCACCACGCUCCUGUCCCGGGCUGCCCUUGACGGGUGCACAGACUAGCUCUUCAAGCACCUGCUUUGGUCAGCAUCCGUGCUGCAGGGUGGGAAACUGAGGCCAGAAAAUCCACAAAGAGCUCCCUUGUGGUCACUGUGGAAGGGAGGGAGUAGAUCUGGUGGGGCUAAAAGUGUUUAAGCCUGGACAGAUGAUCAUAUUCUAAAUUAGUUCAUGAGGAAACAUCUAUCCAUUUGGAAAAAAAUAAAGUUAUAUCCUUAUCUCAUCCCACACACAAAGAUAGAUUUCAAGAUUAAAGACCUAAAUAUAAAAACA
Molecule: messenger RNA, 878 nt
Organism: Galeopterus variegatus (Sunda flying lemur)
Lineage: Eukaryota; Metazoa; Chordata; Mammalia; Dermoptera; Cynocephalidae
Gene: ANKRD39
Product: ankyrin repeat domain 39
Exons: 4
Coding region: 12-563 (183 amino acids)
Molecular function (GO): protein binding
Source: RefSeq, a predicted model, not a curated record